GUGCCAACUGACAUGCACUUGGACCUCGGCAGGCUCAAGGAUUGGAGCCUCGGAGAGCUAGCUGGACCUGGAGCUGAGGGACAGCUCAGCAGUUCCCUCACCUGGGAACGCCAUGGAGACAGCUGCUUCAAGCCGUCGCUGGACCCUGCGGCGAAAG
Molecule: messenger RNA, 157 nt
Organism: Prorocentrum cordatum
Lineage: Eukaryota; Dinophyceae; Prorocentrales; Prorocentraceae
Source: the annotation of a GenBank genome assembly